AGGCAGGCUUAAAAUGUAACGCCAGAAGAAAGUAGAAGCGAACUGAGGGGGAGAGGAAAAAGUUCGCAAGGAGAGGCAGGACUACUCUUGGGAGCCCUGCAGUCUCACUUUUAUGUCUCCAAAAUACUUUCCUUCCAGUUUCUUUGCAUCUAGCAAUAUUGUUUAGUAUUAUCACAAGAAUAAUCCGGCUUUGUAAAAACUGAAACGACCAUGGAGCUGCUUUGCCUCGAAAUGGACACCAUUUUAAGAGCUCGUCCUGAUCCGAAUAUUCUGUGUGAUGAUAGGGUAUUACAAAGCCUGUUGACCAUUGAAGAACGAUUUAUUCCCCAAUGUUCUUAUUUCAAGUGCGUUCAGAAAGAUAUUCAGCCAUUUAUGCGGAGGAUGGUUGCUACUUGGAUGCUGGAGGUUUGUGAAGAACAGAAGUGUGAGGAAGAGGUUUUUCCCUUGGCAAUGAACUACUUAGACAGAUUUUUAGCUGUGGUUCCAACCAGAAAGUGUGAUCUGCAACUUCUUGGAGCAGUUUGCAUGUUCCUUGCAUCCAAAUUGAAAGAAACUCGUCCAUUAACUGCAGACAAACUCUGCAUCUACACUGAUAACUCCAUCAGACCACAGGAGCUGCUGGAGUGGGAGCUGGUGGUGUUGGGGAAGUUGAAGUGGAACCUGGCGGCUGUCACACCAAACGACUUCAUCGAACACAUCGUGAGGAAGCUGCCGUUGCCCGAGGACAAGCUGGCGCUGAUACGUAAACAUGUGCAGACCUUCAUCGCCCUCUGUGCCACAGACUUCAAUUUCGCAAUGUACCCCCCAUCGAUGAUCGCCACGGGCAGUGUUGGAGCGGCUAUCUGUGGGCUUCAGCUGGACUCGGGUGACCAGUCUCAGUGGGGGGACAGUCUUACAGACCUGCUGGCCAAAAUCACAAACACAGAAGUGGACUGUCUGAAGGAGUGUCAGGAGCAGAUUGAGAGGGUCUUGGUGAGCAGCCUACGCGAGGGGCGACAGCAACAACAGCAGCAUCAGCAGCAGGUCCAGCAUGGCCCCAGCAGUAAGACCAUGGACGAGCUGGAUCAGUCAAGCACCCCAACAGACGUUCGCGACAUCAACUUGUGAGCCUGCAAGAAGCAGUAGCGCAUCAGAAAUAAGCAACAAAUCAACAUAAAAAAACAACAAAAAACAAACUACCCCUUGAAAAAAGGGCUUUUGUAGAGUUUUUGUAGAGAUUUUUUAUUUUAUAACACAAAAACAUGCGCCCAUUUAUUUUACGAAAUCAAAGCUAUUUUUAGAUAUAAAAUAGAUAUCCUUUAAAAGCUCUGACUUGAUACACGAAAGCUCAAUGGUGCCUCAGAUAUACAGAAGGGAAGCCAAUCAUAUUUUGAGUUCUGUUUUUGAUUGUUUAAUCAUAAUAAAGUUAUAUUGAAUAAGAAACCAAUAGCUAAAUAAGGCUUUUUAAAAAGUAGUGGUGAGUCCAUUCAAGGCUUGCAUAUAUGGGAUCACAUUUGGGGCAAGGUUUUUCUGUUUUGUUUUGUAUUUUUUGUUUUGGUAAAUGUUGGUCUGCCUGAGAUAGGAGCCCCAUAUGGGCUACACUGACCGUGAAUGGCAGGGCUCAAUAUGACAUGGUUUGGCUGUGUGUUGGUGAUAAGGAGAGCACUUUGCAUGAAUUGCAGAGUAUUGUGCUAAGAAAGAGACAAGAAGGGUCCCAAAUCCAGGGAACAGCCAAGUAUAUAAUAGUGAAUUACAUUAUUAUUAUUAUUAAGAAACAUGUUCGUGAAUGAAGAGUAAUAGACGUCAAUAAGCUCUUUUUGUCAGGCUGCUUGUUCGUAUGGGUGUGGGCAUGCAUCUCUGUGUGUGAGUGGGUUGGUGUGAUUGCCGUGUGUGUGUGUGUGUGUGUGUGUGUGUGUGUGUGUGUGUGUGUGUGUGUGUGUGUGUGUGUGUGUGUGUGUGUGUGUGUGUGUGUGUGUGUGUGUGUGUGUGUGUGUGUGUGUGUGUGUGUGUGUGUGUGUGUGUGUGUGUGUGUGUGUGUGUGUGUGUGUGUGUGUGUUGGAGCGUUAUGGCUUGGCACUUGAGUGGGAAGACUAGACUGGUAAUAAACUAUGGAACAGGCAGGAGACAGGGAUUAUUUGCAGGGCAUCUAUGUUAUAUCACUGCCGUCAGUUAAUAUGUGUUGUCGGCCAACAAAAAUCUGGGGAUCUGAGUCCACUUAGUGGGUGGAGGAACGGUGAAAGGGAUGGAGAGAGGGGUGGCUAUGCUCCUUCGUUUUGUCUAGAAGAGUCAGCCGUGGACCCUCUGUUUAGAAGUUUCAUUUUGAGGUGUUUGAUUUUCACUGCCAACAUACCAAUCAAAUAUUGCCAGAUAGCGUUUGUAUUUUCAUGUUAUUGUUUUGUUCUUUUGGAGUUAUGGAAGGAGCUUCAGGCUGCUUAGUGUCGGUAAGGAGUGUGUGCCUCUCUAAGUGGUGCCCUAGUAUCUCAGAUGAGAGGAGAGGAGGGAUCCCUGUGGUGGAUGGAAGGGGUUGGGGGUGAACAGGUGUAGAAAGGGUUUGUUGCGCUGCAGAAGCAAGCUGCUGUGUAGAGGGAGGAAAUGUAGGUGAGUUGCUGUAAGAUACAGCAGAGGAGCCUAAUGGCCUCAAAUGAUAUCUAUCAGAUUUCUGCGUUUUGGGCAGAUCGAGGCCACAGAUGACGAAUUAGGAUGAAUACCAGACUUUACGCUGCCAGCUCAUUAUUUGAGAAUUAACUUUAUUGGUUCAUUAGAGGACAGAGAAAUGUAUUGGAGCAGGGGACGAUUUGUGAUCAUUGCAUCUGUAGUCCCUCAUAGUUGUUUCAACACGCCUAUGAUUUCAACAGCAAAGCACUUAGAAAACAUGCUCCCCAAGGGACAAAUUAAAUGGUUACAGUGUGGGAGUCUAUGGAUGUUUUCUGUUUUCUUGUGAUCUUUUUCUUUGAUUUAAUUUGUAGGGCUGGUUUCCCCACAUUGAGGCCUAACACCUUACGAUAUGAGGACAUUCCGAUCUAAAAACAUUCCGAAAAGUGCAAGAUGAAAGGGCCAUCUGACCAUUUCAUGUGUUUUAGCAAAUAAUUAAUGCCAAUUUCAAAGAUUCUAGAGACCUUUAUUGAUUUCAGUUUUAUAAUUUUGUUUUAGAAGUUAUCACAUUAUGAAAUAUUUGUUAUACUUGAAUUUUCUAUUUGAUCUGCUUCACAGCAACAAAAAAAGUCAAAUGGGUGAUGAACUAUAAAGAAAAUGUCACCAUAACAUCAGAUUUUUGCACAUGUUCUGAGGGCAAUUGAGGUUUUCUUUCAAACAAAUUAAACUGGUCUAUAUUCAAGGCUACCUUAUUGAUAGUUUUGCUCGUAGAACCUGGCCUAUUGUCUAUGGGGAAACCCCUGUGUAGCUGUCUCUGUGUGAACCCCUCUUCUUCCAAGUGAUUGCUGCUUCAGUCACUUCAUUGGCAUGGGGUUCAAUCAGUUACCCAAACGUCAGAAUUCAACAAAUUCACUUCCAAGACUGACAACAGGGUACAUCGCCAACACAAGGUAGCUUUCCUUUGACUCACACAAAAUUCUCAAUGCUACAUUUAAAGGGGGCUUUGGUGUGUGUGCGCAUGUGUGUGCUUGAGUGUUUGUUUGUGUGUACGUGAGUAUGUGUGUGGUAGGUAGGUAUGAGGGGAAGUUGAGGAUUCAGUGUUUUAGCAGGCUAAUGUUUUCAAGAAACAAAUCUUAUAAACCAGGCCAUCUUCAACCUCUCAACAAAACUAGCCCCUGUUCAUCAUUGCCAAGAAUGUCAGCCUUUUUUUGUUUUUUGCAAGCUCUAUUCUGAGCAAAGAUUAUGAUUUGUUUAGUUUUUGGACUGUUAGGUUUGAAUUUGUAAAUCCACCUCAAAGUUGUGUUUGUUUUAUUUUAUGGGGUGUCCAGACCUAAUGGAGUUUGUGGAGUGUUUGUAAGGGGUUAGAUACUGUAUUCCAAAGUGAAGAGAGAUGGAGGUGGUGUGAAGACAUCAUAAAGUGUCAAUAUUUGUAUUGAGUUAUUAUUAUUGUCUUUUUGCGCUGCUAAAAGCUAUGAUUUUGUUUCAUUCUUAUAUAUAAAAAAAAUAACAUGACUUAGUUGUGAUGUCACUUGAGUGUGCUGCUAUUUUAUAAACAUUUGUAUUAUAAUAUAAUGAUUUUACCGCUUAAGAGAUACAUUCAGAAUACUGAAGUAGAUGGUAAUAGAAGAACAUGAAAUAAGUAUUCGACUGGAAAUGUUCUUUGUACAGGUUGCUUAGAUAGCAUGUUUUCUUUUCAAUUUCAUCUAUUUUGCUCUCCUUUCUCUGUCACAUUCUGCAAAUGCGGUAUCUCUAUACCUCAGGUUUACUGGACAAAAAAAAAUCAUAUCUCAAUACCUCACAACUCUACAGUUUUUAGGGAGCCUGGGAAGGGUAACAGUACAGUAGGAAGCACAGUAGUUUGUCUGUUGUGAAAUGUACUGACCGUGUUGGGUGGCACACAUGCAAGGCUCCCACCUGGACUUAAACCCUAGUGGAUGGGACACAACAACCAGUCACCACUUCCUCGGUCAGUUUAAAGUGAUACCAUGUUCAUUGUGGUGCUAAAUGUGACAUUCAUGUGACAUUCAUUGCAAAGACAAAUGUGAAAAUGUCUUGAGUAUAUGGCUUGUACCAAUUACAUUGAAUGUCAAUAGAUUUCUGUUCCUAAACUUAAUUUGAUGAGCUUAGUUGAUCUGGUAUGUGCCAGGUUCUAUUGUCUGGAAAACUUAUACAAAAUGGCUAAACCAAUCAAUCAAACACCUCACCACAUACUGUAUCUGACAUGAGGAAGUGUGUUUCAACAGCGUGGAUUUGUCUUUAGUUGUCCCCAUCCACUAUAAAUUACAUCAUGUACCUCAGAAAUGUCUGUUGCACAACCGCUGUUCAAUAAACUUCUGCUUUAAAGAGUGUGACACCAUAUCAGUCCAAUGUUAUUCUCACUUCUGUUUUCUUUUUGUAUGUCAUUAUGGUUAGUGGAGCAGAUUGUGAGAUGUGAUUGUGAACAGACAGUGAGGUGAACAUUAGAGGUUGCUGUAGUCAUGAAACCAAGAGGACUGGGGAGAUGUUAGUGGAGUGGAGCUGAGAUUGUGUGGCAGGCCGCAGUCUUGUUUUAAAAACAAAAGCUAAGAUGACGGACAUCAUGUUUACCCCCUGCUUGAACCAAAAUCUCCCAUUAAGAACGUAGAUGGCUUAAAUCAAUUGGAUGGUAGACAAACAAAUGAGGUGAUUGUGGUUAUUUAUAUUGCUUCCCCUGUAUGACAUCCUUUUAAACACACUCUAAUCAGUCCAGUUUCAGGCAAGUGGGGGAUUGGUGUCUGAGUUUGUCCUCUUACUCUGGGACCCUAAGGCACUCUUAUACAGCUUGUGAGGCUGUUUUUUUGGGGGGGGCUGGAUCAUGUAGGCCUAGUAAGUGAAUAAGUUGGUUUCAAAGUUCUGUAUUGACAACUUCUGUUCAUGAUUAAUCAGCUCUAUAUUGGUCUGUUUGAAAGGAUCAGUUAAAGUGUUGUUAAGGAUCAAGGCACGCUGUAUGAUCAAUAAACUCACCAUGAAUGAAA
This is a messenger RNA of Oncorhynchus gorbuscha (pink salmon), 5564 nucleotides long. Its product is annotated as G1/S-specific cyclin-D2-like. The transcript is spliced from 5 exons. Lineage: Eukaryota; Metazoa; Chordata; Actinopteri; Salmoniformes; Salmonidae. The record is from RefSeq and is a predicted model, not a curated record. Gene Ontology annotation, biological process: mitotic cell cycle phase transition; regulation of cyclin-dependent protein serine/threonine kinase activity; positive regulation of G1/S transition of mitotic cell cycle. Gene Ontology annotation, molecular function: cyclin-dependent protein serine/threonine kinase regulator activity. Gene Ontology annotation, cellular component: cytoplasm; nucleus; cyclin-dependent protein kinase holoenzyme complex. The coding region runs from base 211 to 1107 and encodes 298 amino acids.